CCAAGAGCCCGGCGCACCCGGCUGGGCCCGCGGGUGUCUGCUGCACGUCCCGCUCCGGCCUCAGUGUCUCCGCCGCCGGCCCCGCCUCGAUGUUCCAGCUGCCCAUCUUGAAUUUCAGCCCCCAGCAAGUGGCCGGGGUAUGCGAGACCCUGGAGGAGAGCGGCGACGUGGAGCGCUUGGGUCGCUUCCUGUGGUCGCUGCCCGUCGCCCCUGCGGCCUGCGAGGCCCUCAACAAGAAUGAGUCGGUGCUCCGCGCGCGAGCCAUCGUGGCCUUUCACGGCGGCAACUACCGCGAGCUCUAUCACAUCCUGGAAAACCACAAGUUCACCAAGGAGUCUCAUGCCAAGCUCCAGGCGCUGUGGCUCGAGGCGCACUACCAGGAGGCAGAGAAGCUGCGCGGCCGGCCGCUGGGGCCGGUGGACAAGUACCGCGUCCGGAAGAAGUUCCCGCUGCCGCGUACCAUUUGGGACGGCGAACAGAAGACGCACUGUUUCAAGGAGCGCACGCGGCACCUGCUGCGCGAGUGGUACCUGCAGGACCCGUACCCCAACCCCAGCAAAAAGCGUGAGCUCGCCCAGGCAACAGGACUGACCCCCACGCAGGUGGGCAACUGGUUCAAAAACCGCCGACAAAGGGAUCGGGCGGCUGCAGCCAAGAACAGACUCCAGCAGCAAGUUCUCUCUCAAGGCUCCGGGCGGGCGCUGCGAGCCGAGGGCGAGGGCAUAUCCGAGGUGCUGGGCGUCGCUGCCAGCCCGGCCGCCAGUCUAUCCAGCAAGGCAGCCACAUCGGCCAUCUCCAUCACAUCCAGCGACAGUGAGUGCGACAUUUGAGCUGCCC
This is a messenger RNA of Ochotona curzoniae (black-lipped pika), 837 nucleotides long. It is a transcript of the gene SIX6, whose product is annotated as SIX homeobox 6. Gene Ontology annotation, molecular function: RNA polymerase II cis-regulatory region sequence-specific DNA binding; DNA-binding transcription factor activity, RNA polymerase II-specific. NCBI's taxonomy places the organism in Eukaryota, Metazoa, Chordata, Mammalia, Lagomorpha, Ochotonidae. The record is from RefSeq and is a predicted model, not a curated record. Gene Ontology annotation, biological process: eye development; regulation of transcription by RNA polymerase II. Gene Ontology annotation, cellular component: transcription regulator complex; nucleus. The transcript has 2 exons. Bases 90 to 830 code for a protein of 246 amino acids.